Ceraceosorus guamensis is the source of this 389-nucleotide messenger RNA. RefSeq lists its product as hypothetical. The record is from RefSeq and is a predicted model, not a curated record. NCBI's taxonomy places the organism in Eukaryota, Fungi, Basidiomycota, Exobasidiomycetes, Ceraceosorales, Ceraceosoraceae. Bases 11 to 217 code for a protein of 68 amino acids. The transcript has a single exon.
UUGCUUCGACAUGUGCAUCUCUGGCAACACUGGCGAGGCCGAACCAGCAUUCAUCGUCAUCGGAACUGACACGACUGCAGAGUUUGGCUGGGAAGUCAGUCCCUGGUUCUUGGAAAAGUGGCACAUCAUCCUCGAUACGAAUAUCCUCAUGUACACAAACUUUUGGAGGAAACAAAGAGGUCUGCACGCGCUCGUCUGGCCCGGCAGACAGCGCUGAUAUCUCACGCUUGCGGCUGUACACACUCACCACCAUUCAUUUGCUUUGCAUCCUGUACUCCUCUACGCUUCCCUGACCAGGCAAUGUAUCAAAUCGUCACCGGUUGCGCGCUUUGCAGGUCCUCUUGUCGACGUUGCGCGAAUUUUCUUGUUGACUCGCAGAGAUGAAUGCU